UUCACAGCACUCGAAGGAAUAUCACCAACUAUUGUUGAAGAGCUACAAAGGAAGAUAGGCCUAAUCCAAAAAUAUCGAUCGCAGCAAAAAGAAUAUUUGACUCAUGCUCGUUUCUUUUGUGCUAGUUACCUGCAACUGAAUAAUAAGUCUACUUUGUUCUCCUUAACUUCUUCAGCUCCUGCCUACUUUCGAAUUUCGUCUGUGAGAAAAUCUAUUGUGCAUUGCAAAGGAUGUUCCGAUGGCACUGUUGACAUCCUUUCGGAUACUCUCAGUAAUUAUUAUUUUAACGGAGACCCUCUGCGAUGGACUGACUCACUGUCAGAGCUGAGAGUGCUAUGCAGCUAUGGACAUGACAAAUGAUGUGGGUACUUGCACACUGACGUAUGAGAGCGCUGCGCUUGGAUAUAGUGACUUUCCAUUGACAGAGGAACCAGUUUAUCUGAUCGGCAUCAAGUAUAGUGCUCUGUAUGACAGAGAUGAACUGAAAAGAGAUUUUUUAUCCAAGAUAUGGUGCACCUAUAGGAAAAACUUUCCUGCAAUUGGUGGAACAGGGCCUACCUCAGAUGGGGGUUGGGGGUGCAUGUUGCGAUGUGGACAGAUGAUGCUGGCCCAGGCUUUGGUGGUCAGACACUUAGGAAGAGAUUGGAGAUGGUCUUUAAACUGCCAAGAUGAGAAUUACAAAAGAAUUCUACAAAUGUUUGCUGACAAGAAAAGUGCGAAUUACUCCAUUCAACAAAUAGCCUCCAUGGGAGUUUCAGAAGGAAAGCAGGUUGGCUCAUGGUUUGGACCAAAUACAGUGGCACAAGUAUUAAAGAAGCUUGCUGUGUAUGAUGAGUGGAGCUCCCUUGUGAUUCACGUUGCCAUGGACAACACUGUUAUUGAAAACGAUAUAAGGAGUAUCUGUAAAAAUGAACAAAGUGACUGUGAUAUAAUUGGAGUGAGACAAUUAAAACAUGAACCUGCUGCUAGAGGGCAAACUAAACAACCUCGUCAAGAAUCUGCGAACCAAGACAAAAACAAACGAAAUACAGUGGAUGUCAAAAGUUGGAAACCACUCUUACUUGUAAUACCAUUAAGACUUGGGUUGACUGAAAUAAAUGCAGUUUAUGUGCAAAGUUUAAAGGCAUGUUUGAGUUUUCCCCAGAGUGUUGGUAUUAUUGGCGGCAAACCAAACCAUGCCCACUGGUUUCUUGGUUAUAUGGGCGAUAAGCUUAUCUAUCUGGAUCCGCAUACUACGCAGUUAUCUGAAGACUUGGACAGUCAGGAUUUCUCAGACGAAAGCUAUCACUGUCCGUAUCCAUCAACAAUGAAUGUCAUGGAACUAGACCCUUCAAUAGCACUGGGAUUUUACUGUGGAACAGAGAAAGAGUUUGAUGACCUCACACAAAGUGUUCAGAAGUUUAUAGUCAGUUGUACUAAAAACCCCAUGUUUGAGCUGUACAAGGACCGGCCCCAUCACUGGCCCCCCUACGAACCGUACACAGGGCAGACAGCCAGUGCCACUGGAUUUACAAUGAUGGAUAGGCAGGAUACAGAUGAAGAGUUCGAACUCAUAGGGUAACAAUUGGAAAGAAAAACUUUGACGGUGACCAUGAAAAUGUUACAGAGCUCCAGCGAGAUAAUAACUAUCCAGCAAUUUAAUACUUAUAAACUGAUUGUAACUGAAUAUAACAUCUGAACGUUGAAUUAUCCUCGAUGUGUAUGCUGGGCUGUAAAUGUGAUAUUUAAUGUAUUUUAAUGAUCCUGUAUCAUGGGAACUGCUAUUUCGGAUUGUAAUUAUAAAGUAGAAAUGAGAGUCACAGUCAUAUAUCUGUUGGCAAUCUGUUGUACAUAAUAGAGAUGAGAGUUAUAAUCAUUUUACUGUUGGCAGUUGUAAGAAUGAGACAAACUAAGGUUCAUUCCUGAGAAAACAUUGGUGAAUGUAAAUAAUACACACCAAAUAACAGUUCCUUUGCCGGUAAAUGUUACGUACCAAAAUAGCAGUUCCUGUGCCUCUAUAUACCGGUAUAUAUACAGGGGCAAUAAGUCUGUUGUGAAAUGUUACUGGACUUGUGAUGUUUUAUUUUAACUCCCCUCACAAUAAAUUGUAGCAUCGUUGAACACCCUGCAGUGUCUAUGUGCCGGUGAGGAAGUGCAUGUACAUGUAAAAGACAAGUUUAUUCUUGGUUGUGAGGGGUGAUCAGCUUCGCAGUGUUCUUAUUUUAAUGUGGAUUUCAUCUCCAAUAUUCUGGCAAGCAGACUUUCAGGGGGAAUAACCAAUGGUUCAAAUCUCUCUUUUCCGUGCAGACUGGUGUAAAAACACUCAAAUAUACAUGACUCAUUACUUAUAUCUAAUAGUGUAAUUGUUUCAUUGAUGAAAUUAUGGAGUUCCAAAUUAAUAUAAAUUCAAAUAAAUUUUUGAGUUUAUGUUAAUUUGGUGUUCCAUACGAAAGGUGUAUUUUGAAUUUUCUUGUUUAAUUUAUGCUUUGUGUAAAAGUAAAUUUGUGUGUGUAUACAAGAGAAGAUUAACUAUAAGCUGUAACCGUAGAAGGUACAUCUGUUGAUUAUAUGCAAAGUUAAGAAUGAACUGCAAUAUUAUAUACUGUUAAUUAAUAAUCAGCCAUAGUGAGUUGUACAUCAUUGCUUUUAACGCUUUUAAACAAGUUUCAUUGUGUGAAGUUUGAAUGCUGAGAAUCUGUAUGUCUCCUCUCUAGAAUAACUUUUCAGCCAAAAUUAUUCUUUAUGUAUUUUGUUUUUAAAUAAUUGGUAGUUUAGAAGAUUACAUUUUGUUCAAAUGAAGGGUUACAGGGGGACAAUAGUGUCAGAAGUUUUACAAUUGUAUAUACAGGGAAUAUUGAAAAAAAGGAAUACACAGUGGAUAUGAGAUGUGAUUCAUAAGCCUUUUAUUUUAUUGCAAGAGUUGUUAAUUUAUUGUGUCAAAUAAAUAACAUCAUAUUUCU
Molecule: messenger RNA, 2939 nt
Organism: Ostrea edulis (European flat oyster)
Lineage: Eukaryota; Metazoa; Mollusca; Bivalvia; Ostreida; Ostreidae
Product: cysteine protease ATG4B-like
Exons: 12
Coding region: 344-1561 (405 amino acids)
Molecular function (GO): protein-phosphatidylethanolamide deconjugating activity
Source: RefSeq, a predicted model, not a curated record